AUGCCUCCUCCUCCGCACCCGCCACUACAGGUUCCCGACUCAUACAAAUCCCUUCCUCUCAAGCAAAUCAAAGUCUCCUAUGUGCCCGACUCGUCGCCUACUCCGACGCAAGUCCUGUUGAUCACCUUGAAUCGACCACAAAAGCACAAUGCCUUCACCGACCAGAUGCGGGAAGAUCUGGAGAGGGUUUACGAGCUCAUUGACAUCGAUCCCCGGGUCAAGGUGGUGGUCCUUACUGGCGCGGGACGAAGCUUCUGCGCCGGAGCUGACCUAGAAAUUGGUUUCUUGGGAUCAAAAGACGAGACUGGGCAGAUCAAGCAUCCCAAGACGGAGCGCGACGUGGACCACAGAGACGGUGGAGGUCGUACUUCUUUGGCCAUCCACCACUGCUCGAAACCCACCAUUGCUGCCAUCCAGGGUGCGGCUGUGGGCGUCGGUAUUACCAUGUGCUUGCCAGCUGCCAUUCGCGUGGCCUACGCCAAAGCCAAGGUCGGCUUCGUCUUUAGCAGAAGAGGCAUUAUCAUGGAGGCAUGCUCGUCAUACUUCCUGCCUCGCCUGAUCGGCCACUCUCGGGCGUUGCACUUGACGACGACGGGCGCAGUCUAUCCUGCGGAGUCUCCACUCUUUGGCACCCUGUUCUCUGAACUGCUACCCUCCCCUGAGGCUACCCUUGCUCGGGCCCUGGAGCUGGCGGACGAAGUUGCGAAGAACACCUCGACGGUCUCGACCAAGAUGAUGAGAGAGCUCAUGUACCGUGGACCUGACAGUGCUGAAGGCGCGCACCUUCUCGAUUCGAGAAUCAUUCAUGGUUUGUUUGGAAGCAAGGACAAUGUUGAAGGUGUGCAGAGCUUCCUGCAGAAGAGACAGGUGAACUUCACUGGGCAAGUCCCUCAGGAUGCUCCAGAUGGCUAUCCGUGGUGGAGCCCGAUCGACAUCGGUCAGAAAGCGGUGGACCCGCGGGGAAAGCCCAGGCUGUAG
Messenger RNA from Cladophialophora yegresii CBS 114405, 978 nucleotides. RefSeq names its product enoyl-CoA hydratase. The coding region runs from base 1 to 978 and encodes 325 amino acids. Lineage: Eukaryota; Fungi; Ascomycota; Eurotiomycetes; Chaetothyriales; Herpotrichiellaceae. The transcript has 2 exons. The record is from RefSeq and is a predicted model, not a curated record.